AUGACCCCUCUUGUCAAGCUUCUGAAGAUUGCGGACGACACCUCAGACGUUUGCCUCGUCAAAGACGGAGACGAGUCUGCCUACAGACAGGAAGUUAAAGAGCUGGCUGUCUGCAAGCAGAGACAGACAACAGGGGCAGAAACUCAGCCACAGAAAAUACCAGAGGAGGAUCACUUGGGGUUGGACACAUACUGCAGAGACAUAACACCACUGUCUCUGGAUCACAUCAAGGAAGGUCAAAAAGUAGAGCUGAGUCUAUAUCUGAGGGAGGAUGUUUUAAAGGAGAACGGUCUGGAGGUACAGCUUCAAAACAAAAGCCUACAGGAUUUCGAGUUCCUCAAAGUGCUUGGAAGGGGUCGAUUCGGUAAGGUCUUUCUGGCUGAACUCAGAGGCACCGAUGAGGUGUUUGCACUAAAGAUGCUGAAUAAAGACAAGAUCCACAUUUUCAGAGAUGUGCUCCACACUAUGAUGGAAAGACGUGUCAUGAUCAUGGCUACAGAUCACCCCUACCUCACACAGCUCUGUUGCUGCUUCCAGACCAAGGAUCGUUUGUGCUUUGCUAUGGAGUACAUGACUGGAGGUGAUCUUGCGUACCACAUAAGACGCUUGGGUCGAUUUGACGAAGCAUGCUCCCGGUUUUAUGCUGCUGAGAUCAUCUCUGCUCUCAUGUUUCUCCAUCGCAACGGGAUCAUUCAUAGAGACCUGAAACCUAGCAACAUCCUGUUAGAUGCCGAAGGCCACUGCAAGGUUGCUGACUUUGGCUUGUGCAAACAGGGCAUUCUAGAUGGCAGGACCACCAGCACAUUCUGUGGUACACCUCUGUACUUGGCACCUGAGAUUAUAGUAAAGCGUGAAUAUGGUGCAUCGGUGGACUGGUGGUGUCUAGGUGUUAUCAUGUACGAGAUGAUGGUGGGCUAUGCUCCGUUUGUUGCUAGCGAUAGGCUGCAGUUGUUUGGGUCCAUCCUUCAGGAUAAUCCAGACUAUCCUUGUUCGCUGAGCAAAGCGGCAGUAAGAAUUCUCAAGGCAUUCCUGGUCAAGUGUCCAGAGUCUCGGCUUGGCUGCGUGGCAUCCCAGAACAAGGAGGAAGCCAUCAAAGUUCAUCCAUUCUUUAAGGAGAUCGACUGGGUACUUUUGGAACAGAGGAAGAUUACGCCGCCUUUUAAACCACAAAUUACAACCAAAAGGGACAGAGAACGCUUCAAAUGUCAGGAGCUCAGGAUUACGCCCACUGACGAUUCCGUCAAACCAUUAUGUCAGUACAUCUUUAAUGACUUCUCCUACUGUAACCCCAGAUACUGA
Molecule: messenger RNA, 1299 nt
Organism: Tachysurus vachellii
Lineage: Eukaryota; Metazoa; Chordata; Actinopteri; Siluriformes; Bagridae
Product: protein kinase C epsilon type-like
Exons: 2
Coding region: 1-1299 (432 amino acids)
Biological process (GO): protein phosphorylation
Molecular function (GO): protein serine/threonine kinase activity; ATP binding
Source: RefSeq, a predicted model, not a curated record